Messenger RNA from Coccomyxa subellipsoidea C-169, 524 nucleotides. RefSeq lists its product as hypothetical. Gene Ontology annotation, biological process: cytoplasmic translation. Gene Ontology annotation, cellular component: ribosome; cytosolic large ribosomal subunit. NCBI's taxonomy places the organism in Eukaryota, Viridiplantae, Chlorophyta, Trebouxiophyceae, Coccomyxaceae. The transcript is spliced from 3 exons. The record is from RefSeq and is a predicted model, not a curated record. Gene Ontology annotation, molecular function: structural constituent of ribosome. The coding region runs from base 38 to 214 and encodes 58 amino acids.
GUCUGAGAUCUGGCAACUUUGACGCAUCGACGGCAUCAUGGCCAAGUCGAAGAAUCACACAGCGCACAACCAGACAUACAAGGCUCACAAGAACGGCAUCAAGAAGCCUAGGAAGGCCAGAUACUCAUCUCGCAAGGGGAUGGACCCCAAGUUCCUCAGGAAUCAGAGAUACGCAAAGAAGCACAAUCUGCCAACAAGCAAGGAGUCGGAGUAGAUGCUCGGCAGUGCCGCCAAAGGCAAGGCAGCAUCUCUUGGAUCAAAUGGCGGAUGGCGAUCAGAGCGCGUAAGGGAUGGAAGCUACGAUGUGCUCAGCAGGAUGCCAGUGUGCUGAAGCGCAGCAAGCGGUCAGCAUGCUAAAGUCAGGAUCAUUGUCUUGUGGGGGUGCCACAGCACCAUGUGUCUGAAACGCUACUUCUGCAAAUGAUCCAAGGGCUCUGUUGCUCGCUAUGGCGUCAACCGCAAUAAUGCUCAUGUAAACUCAAUUACUGCUGUGGCAUGUAAUAGUGUUCCAAACUCGAGUUCUG